Nycticebus coucang (slow loris) is the source of this 3678-nucleotide messenger RNA. It is a transcript of the gene MMP14, whose product is annotated as matrix metallopeptidase 14. Gene Ontology annotation, biological process: skeletal system development; extracellular matrix organization; collagen catabolic process. The transcript is spliced from 10 exons. The coding region runs from base 280 to 2028 and encodes 582 amino acids. The record is from RefSeq and is a predicted model, not a curated record. Lineage: Eukaryota; Metazoa; Chordata; Mammalia; Primates; Lorisidae. Gene Ontology annotation, molecular function: zinc ion binding; metalloendopeptidase activity. Gene Ontology annotation, cellular component: extracellular matrix.
UCUGUGGGAGAAGGGAGGGACCAGAGGAGAGAGCCAGAGAGGGCUCCCGACCUAGUUCGCCAGCUAAGCAGAAGAAAGAUCAAAAAACGGAAAAGAGGAGAAGAGCAAACAGGCACUUUCAAGAACAAUCCUCUCAACUCCAAGCCGACGGCGCCCUAAGAAUUCAAAAACCAGUGCCUACAGAAGACAAAGGCGCCCUGAGGGAGUGGCGGCGCGACCCCAGGGCGUGGGCCCCGCCGCGGAGCCCGCACAGCCCGGUUGCCCCGACGGUCGCGAACCAUGUCUCCCGCCCCACGAGCCUCCCGCAGUCUCCUGCUCCCCCUGCUCACGCUCGGCACCGCGCUCGCCUCCCUCAGCUCGGCCCAAAGCAGCAGCUUCAGCCCUGAAGCCUGGCUACAGCAGUAUGGCUACUUGCCUCCAGGGGACCUACGCACCCACACACAGCGCUCACCCCAGUCACUCUCAGCUGCCAUUGCUGCCAUGCAGAGGUUCUACGGUUUACGAGUGACAGGCAAGGCUGAUGCAGACACCAUGAAGGCCAUGAGGCGCCCCCGAUGUGGUGUUCCAGACAAGUUUGGGGCUGAGAUCAAAGCCAAUGUCCGAAGGAAGCGCUAUGCCAUCCAGGGCCUCAAAUGGCAGCAUAAUGAGAUCACUUUCUGCAUCCAGAAUUACACGCCCAAGGUGGGCGAGUAUGCCACAUUCGAGGCCAUUCGCAAGGCAUUCCGUGUGUGGGAGAGUGCCACACCACUGCGCUUCCGUGAGGUACCCUAUGCCUACAUCCGUGAGGGCCACGAGAAGCAGGCCGACAUCAUGAUCUUCUUUGCCGAGGGCUUCCAUGGUGACAGCACGCCCUUCGAUGGUGAGGGUGGCUUCCUGGCCCACGCCUACUUUCCAGGCCCCAACAUUGGAGGGGAUACCCACUUUGACUCUGCUGAGCCCUGGACUGUCCGGAAUGAGGAUCUGAAUGGGAAUGACAUCUUCCUGGUGGCUGUGCACGAGCUGGGCCAUGCCCUGGGCCUUGAACACUCCAGUGACCCCUCGGCCAUCAUGGCACCCUUUUACCAGUGGAUGGAUACAGAAAACUUUGUGCUCCCUGAUGAUGACCGCCGGGGCAUCCAACAACUUUAUGGAAGUGAGUCAGGAUCCCCCACCAAGGUGCCCCCUCAACCUAGGACCACCUCCCGGCCCUCUGUCCCUGAUAAGCCCAAAAACCCCACUUAUGGGCCCAAUAUCUGCGAUGGGAACUUUGACACUGUGGCUGUGCUCCGAGGAGAGAUGUUUGUCUUCAAGGAGCGCUGGUUCUGGCGGGUGAGGAAUAACCAAGUGAUGGAUGGAUAUCCCAUGCCCAUCGGCCAAUUCUGGCGGGGCCUGCCUGCAUCCAUCAACACUGCCUAUGAGAGGAAGGAUGGCAAAUUUGUCUUCUUUAAAGGAGACAAGCAUUGGGUGUUUGAUGAGGCAUCCCUGGAACCUGGCUACCCCAAGCACAUCAAGGAACUGGGCCGAGGACUGCCCACUGACAAGAUUGAUGCUGCUCUCUUCUGGAUGCCCAAUGGAAAGACCUACUUCUUCCGGGGAAACAAGUAUUACCGAUUCAACGAGGAGCUUAGAGCAGUGGACAGCGAAUACCCCAAAAACAUCAAAGUCUGGGAAGGAAUCCCUGAGUCUCCCAAAGGGUCAUUCAUGGGCAGCGAUGAAGUCUUCACUUACUUCUACAAGGGGAACAAAUACUGGAAAUUCAACAACCAGAAGCUGAAGGUAGAACCGGGCUACCCCAAGUCAGCCCUGAGGGACUGGAUGGGCUGCCCAUCAGGGGGCCAGCCAGAUGAGGGGACUGAGGAGGAGACAGAGGUGAUCAUCAUCGAGGUGGACGAGGAGGGCAGUGGGGCAGUGAGUGCUGCCGCCGUGGUGCUUCCUGUGCUGCUGCUGCUCCUGGUGCUGGCAGUGGGCCUUGCAGUCUUCUUCUUCAGACGCCAUGGGACACCCAAGCGACUGCUCUACUGCCAGCGUUCCCUGCUGGACAAGGUCUGACCCCCACUGCUGGCCCACCCACUCCUACCACGAGGACUUUGCCUCUGAAGGCCAGUGGCAGCAGGUGGUGGUAGGUGGGCUGUUCCUGUGUCCCAAGACCCUUCCUCCCAGUCUCCUUUCUUCUCUCUGUCCCCUGGCUGGCCCCUCCCACCCUCACCCCUGGCAUUGCAAUGUCUUCCCUAGAUGGGUCCUCUGAGGGUUGAGCUGGAAGUUGUCCCUUCCAGCCUCUGCCCCUCAGGGGAACCCCAUAGCUUGGUGUGUGUCCAGCCCCAUCUGAAUGUCUUGGGGGCUCUGCACUUGAAGGCAGGACCCUCAGACCUGGCUGGUAAAGGUCAAAUGGGGUCAUCUGCUCCUUUUCCAUCCUAUGACAUACCUUAAACCUCUGAACUCUGACCUCAAGAGGCUCUGGGCACACCAGUCCUAAAAGCCCCAGGUGUACCCAAUUGGCAGCCUCCCACCUCUCAUUCUGGCUAAAAGGAAUCUAAUCUUCUUGGUGGGUGGAGAACCUGAGAGAGCGUGAGGGUGUGGGGACCCUCAGCCACCCUGAGACCAUGGGAGGAAAACUCAGAGAAGGUCUGCUAUCAAGUUCCUCAAAGAUCUGCCCCUGCCCCAACUACCCGAGAACUUCCAAGGAAGAAGCCUGAGCCAUUAAGGACUAAAACGGGGCUGAACAAACGUUUUGCAGCCCUACCCCUCUCGAAUGUUAGCCUUGGAUGGGGGUUUCACAGUUGGAAGAGCUGAAACCAGGGGUGCCGCUACCAGGGUGGGGUCAGAGCUCUGGGGGUGAGCCUGAAGGCCAUGAGAAGGAACCUUGCUCACCUGCAGGUAGCUGGGGCUGGGGCCCAAGGCCAGAGCAGCCAGAGAACAGCAUGGGACCAAAGGGGGAAAAGAAGAAGUGUGGUAGCAGUGGACAGCUAGGGGCCAGGCAGGCCAGGCCAAGCCAAGCAGGUGUGCCACAGGGUGUGUUUGGCACUCUCAGGAAGGGCCCUGAGGAAGGCACACUUGCUCUUCUUGGUCCCAGUCCUCGCUGACCAGGCAGCAUGGAGGGAAGGGUGGGCAGCCCAGAGAAAGGAGCAGAGGGCACACAUACAGGGACUGUGGCCUUGGGGCCUUAAGGAGAGAGGCCUCCAGAGACCUCGUGGUGCUCAGUCUCAGCCUGCCUGGCCAUCUCAGUGAGGGGCAGGAGCCUGGUAAGGCCCUCACUACCCUGAUGUCACACCCCUCAGACUGCCCUCCCUCUCCCCACCCAGCCCACCCCGUUGAAGUCUCCUUCGGCCACCACCUAAGGUGUUGGUCAUGGUACUGGGGACUUGGGAGAGUGAGACCCUGUGGAGGCAGUGAGAGGAGUGGGAUGCCAGGGGAGUGGGGUGUGGGGUGGGGGAAAUGGGGUGAACGGUGCUGGCAGUUCGGCUAAAUUUCUGUAUUGUUUGUUUUUUUAUUUUGUUUAAUGUAUAUUUUUAUUAUAAUUAUUAUAUAUGAAUUCCAUCGAAAUCAGUUCCUUUUUGUUAACAAGGGGCGGGGGUGGGGGUGGGGGUGGGGGGCAGAGGCAUCUGACCCCAGGAACCUGCAGGGCAGGGCUGGGUUGGUGCCCUCUAAGGACAUUUUUGACCUUGUUCAACUUUUCCACAAAGAAUAAACUGUGUUUCACAU